Messenger RNA from Arabidopsis arenosa, 1975 nucleotides. Lineage: Eukaryota; Viridiplantae; Streptophyta; Magnoliopsida; Brassicales; Brassicaceae. The record is from the annotation of a GenBank genome assembly.
CUUCUCUCUUCUCUCUUCUCUCCUCUCUCACACAAACUUCGUGGCUAAUAUAUUCCACCAAGAACACAACCAAAAAGCAUCCCUCUCGACACACACACUUCUCUCCUAAAACCAAAAAAUGGUGGCUGCAAGUCCCGGUGGCUCAAUGAAGAGCUUAACCAUCCAAAUCCUAACCGGAAGAUGGUUCAUGUUCUUUGGAAGUCUCUUAAUCAUGUCUACCGCUGGAGCCACUUACAUGUUUGGUAUCUACUCAGGCGAUAUCAAGAAAACCUUAGGCUACGACCAAACCACUCUUAAUCUCCUCAGUUUCUUCAAAGAUCUUGGAGCCAACGUUGGAGUCCUCGCUGGUCUACUCAAUGAGGUAACUCCACCUUGGUUCAUCCUCUUGAUCGGAGCCAUCCUUAACUUCUUUGGAUACUUCAUGAUUUGGCUCGCCGUCACGGAACGGAUCUCGAAACCUCAAGUUUGGCACAUGUGUCUCUACAUCUGCGUUGGAGCCAACUCCCAGUCAUUCGCUAAUACCGGAUCUCUCGUCACGUGCGUUAAGAACUUCCCGGAGUCACGUGGGGUUGUCUUGGGGAUUCUCAAGGGCUAUGUUGGUCUUAGUGGCGCCAUUAUUACACAGCUCUACCGUGCCUUUUAUGGUGAAGACACAAAAGAGCUCAUCUUGAUGAUUGGUUGGUUGCCCGCAAUAGUCUCGUUUGCGUUUUUGAGAACGAUAAGAAUAAUGAAAGUGAAGAGACAGACAAACGAACUAAAGGUGUUCUAUAACUUCCUCUACAUAUCACUCGGGCUUGCGACGUUUCUCAUGGUGGUCAUCAUCAUCAACAAACUCUCGGGCUUUACACAAAGCGAGUUUGGAGGUAGCGCCGCAGUGGUGAUCGUCUUGCUUCUUUUGCCCAUCAUAGUCGUCAUCUUGGAAGAGAAGAAGCUUUGGAGGGAGAAACAAGUCGCCUUAAACGAUCCAGCACCCAUCAAUGUCGUAACUGAGAAACCCAAGUUAGAUUCAUCAGAGUUCAAAGAUGAUGAUGAAGAGACAAAGGAGGAAGAGGAGAAGGUUAAAACAGCGUCGUGUUGGAGGACUGUGUUUAAUCCACCGGAGAGAGGAGAUGACUAUACAAUCUUGCAAGCGUUGUUUAGCGUAGACAUGUUGAUUUUGUUCUUAGCAACGAUAUGUGGUGUAGGAGGGACUUUGACGGCGAUAGACAAUUUGGGUCAAAUCGGAGACUCGUUGGGUUACCCAAAGAGAAGUGUAAGCACGUUUGUGUCACUCGUAAGCAUAUGGAAUUACUAUGGUCGUGUGGUUUCAGGUGUGGUCUCUGAGAUCUUCUUGAUCAAAUACAAAUUUCCAAGACCUCUAAUGCUCACAAUGGUCCUCCUCUUGUCCUGCGCUGGUCAUCUCCUCAUCGCUUUUAAUGUCCCUGGUGGACUCUAUGUCGCAUCGGUCAUCAUUGGGUUUUGUUUCGGUGCGCAAUGGCCGCUUCUAUUUGCUAUAAUAUCCGAGAUUUUCGGGCUUAAGUACUACUCGACGUUGUAUAACUUCGGGUCAGUCGCGAGCCCGAUCGGGUCUUACUUGCUAAACGUUCGGGUGGCAGGGUAUUUGUACGACGUGGAGGCGGGUAAACAAUAUAAGGCAUUAGGGAAAACGAGAGUAGAAGGGCAAGAUUUGAAUUGCAUAGGCACGUCUUGUUUUAAGUUGUCUUUUAUAAUAAUUACUGCGGUAACUUUGUUCGGUGUAUUGGUCUCGAUGGUUUUGGUGAUCCGGACCAAGAAGUUUUACAAGAGUGAUAUCUACAAAAAGUUUAGGGAAAAAGCGUUGGCUGCCGAGAUGGAGAUGGCAGCGCCGGCUGCGGCUAGAUCUACCGUGGCGGUGGAAGACAAGGAUGAUGUUAAAGGCAAAGUAAUAGGCAAAGGAGGGUAAAGUCUUUAGUAGAUGAUUGUUAAAGAUACUAGAUAACAAAAGAUGGUCAAGUAU